AUGCUCGAGACCCGUUCGGACAACCCUGACAACUAUGGCCCUUGCUGCCGGUGCUCGGUCCUCGGCGAUUGCCCGACCGGAUACAGCGCCUGUGGCCACUCCAGCAAGGAGUGCGCUUGCUGCCUCCAGGACCGCUCCUGCCAGCUGCAGGGCACUCCGGACGAUGGGGAGCUCCCGCCCACGAUCCCCGACGAUUGGGAUCUGCGCAUCCUGUGGCGCUGCCACCGUGGGCCCCUCUAA
Messenger RNA from Fonticula alba, 240 nucleotides. RefSeq lists its product as hypothetical. The record is from RefSeq and is a predicted model, not a curated record. The transcript has 2 exons. The coding region runs from base 1 to 240 and encodes 79 amino acids. NCBI's taxonomy places the organism in Eukaryota, Rotosphaerida, Fonticulaceae.